UCAAAAUAUUUAAAAAUAAUUUAAAAUUAAUGCUGCUUGUUGGUGCAAUUAAAAAAAUAAGCCGGGCGACACUGCAAUGACAUCCUUGUGAAAGGCCGUUUAUGAAGAGCAUGUACUUGUACGUUCCGCCAUGCAGAGCUGACACACGCGCCAGUCAUUUGCUGCGGGGCCCGUGACGCACGUCGGGCUCCUCCUGCAGUGGGCGGGGCUACAUAUAACGAAACAGAUGGGCGCUCGAGCUUUGUCUACAGGCUGUCAGUGUUGAGGGAAGGCACGGGCGCAUUUCGGGUGUAGCUCGUGGCAUUUGUAAAGAUUAACGCCGCUGGUUUUGUAAGAGGAGAGAGAGCUGACAGAAUUGCAGAGAUCCAGCGCGGGCGUCUGACCUGUCCCCGCGCGCCUCGUAGGUAGGGUUCAAGCUCGAGAGAACUGACACGGAACAAUACCGCGAGUCCUGCACGAGACGGAAGCUCGACGCGCGCCGUGGAGCGGACUUCGCUUGUGUGCGGUGUUGAAGUGCGGGCGUCCCCGCGUGAUAGCAGCCUGUCCCGCGACACUGCCAGAGACCGAGACACGGAGACGCUGUCCACGAUUGUCGCGUUGUCUCUUCCGGAGGAGCAAUGCCGGGCUACGACUACAAGUUCCUCGAGAAACCCAAGCGGCGCUUCCAGUGUCCCCUGUGCAGUAAGGCGAUGAGGGAACCCGUGCAAGUUUCCACGUGCGGACACAGAUUCUGCGACACCUGUCUCCAAGAAUUCCUCAGUGAGGGGGUCUUCAAGUGUCCUGAAGACCAGCUCCCACUGGACUACGCCAAGAUCUAUCCUGACCCUGAGCUGGAGCAGCAGAUCCUGGCUCUGGCUAUCCGUUGUAUCCACAGUGAGGAAGGCUGUCGGUGGACCGGCCAGAUGAAACAGCUGCAGGGCCAUUUCUCCACCUGCGCCUUUAACGUGAUCCCCUGUCCAAACCGCUGCGCCGCUAAGCUGACCCGCCGUGACCUGCCUGACCACCUGCAGCAUGACUGUCCCAAGCGCAAGGUCAAGUGCGAGUUCUGCGGCAGCGAGUUCACAGGAGAAGCCUUCGAGAACCACCAGGGCAUCUGUCCCCAGGAGAGCGUGUACUGCGAGAACAAGUGUGGAGCACGCAUGAUCCGGAGACUCCUAGCACAGCAUGCUGUGGCAGAGUGCCCUAAACGCACACAACCCUGCAAGUACUGCGGCAAGGAGUUCGUCUACGAUACCAUCCAGAAUCACCAGUACCACUGCCCCCGCUUCCCCGUGCAGUGCCCCAACCAGUGUGGCACGCCCAACAUCGCCCGCGAGGACCUGGCAACCCACGUCAAGGAAAGCUGCAGCAGUGCGCUUGUGCUCUGUCCAUUUAAAGAUGCUGGCUGCAAGCACCGAUGCCCGAAGCUGGCGAUUGGCCGUCACCUGGAGGAGACCACUAAGUCCCACCUGACCAUGAUGUGCAGCCUGGUGGCACGGCAGCGUCAGGAGAUGGCCGAGCUUCGCCGGGAGAUGGAGGAGCUGUCUGUCAGCCACGAUGGCGUGCUCAUCUGGAAGCUCAGUGACUACUCUCGCAAGCUCCAGGAGGCCAAGCUCCAUAGCAACCACGAGUUCUUCAGCCCGCCCUUCUACACGCAUCGCUAUGGCUACAAGCUGCAGGUUUCCGCCUUCCUCAACGGUAACGGCAGCGGCGAGGGAUCGCACCUGUCCAUCUACAUCCGCGUGCUUCCCGGCGAGUACGACAACCUGCUGGAGUGGCCGUUCUCCUACAAGGUGACCUUCUCUAUCCUGGACCAGAGUGACCCUUCGCUCUCCAAGCCGCAGCACAUCACCGAGACCUUCAACCCAGACCCAAACUGGAAGAACUUCCAGAAACCCUGCAGCAGCCGCAACUCGCUGGACGAGAGCACGCUGGGAUUUGGCUACCCCAAGUUUAUCUCGCACGAGGAGAUCCGCAAGAGGAACUACAUCCGUGAUAACUCCAUCUUCCUGAAGGCUUCCAUAGAGAUCCCACAGAAGAUCCUGUCCUGAGACAGAGACCUUUCAACUCACCAGCCUCUUAAUGACACUUGUUUCCCUUCACAGACUAGAGAGACUUGGAGGACCAUCUAGUGUUCCUCACAGUUGUUUGCGAGGCCACACGCUGUGUUGUGCUUCAUAAAUCGUCACAUGCUUGUUUCAGAUUUGCAUUUUUUUCUCUCCUCAAUGUGCAUCAAAGCCUUUGGACAUUCAAUAGUGCCUAGAAAGUUUUAAUUUAAUUUAAAGUUGCGUUUUUAAAAAAAUGUGAUUUAUGACAACUCUGUGACAGAUGCUAGUUGAAGGGGUUGGAGUUUAAGGAGAUGUUUGAGGAGAUGUUUGUAGCCUUCACACUCUGGAAACAAAGGAAUGGGGUUCCGACAACAGAGCCGCAGAACAGAAGAUGGCUAGGAACUCACACACACUUACACAUGUUUGCUUUCUGUUUACACACUCUGCCCCUCGAAUGGUACUUGAACAGAAGCUCAGUGACAUGGUCAACAGGACUCGUUUGUCCCGUAUAACAGCAGCUGUGAAGUAAACGUUGCCCGCUCGGGCACCUCACUCUCAGUAUGCCAAACUGGCUGUGGCAUGUCUGUGAUGCCUUGUUAAAAGCCUGCUCAGGAGAGAUCUCCACAUGGUGGAGGCAGAGGCAGGGGAGAUCUCCUCACGGUGGAGGCAGGCGAGCUCUCCACGCGGCGGAGGCACUUCUGUCUAGAGUCACAAUCUUCUGAGAGAAAGCGAUGAUGUAAGAAUCUGUUCGCAAGCAGUCAGCGGCUACUGGAGGAGGAGCACUGGGUGAAGGGUACGGAGCUGGUGAAACUCCGCGUGAGAAGGUCACUGCCAUCUUGUGAGGUUACCUGCGUGCUGAGGACAGUAUAGCUGGUGAACCAACACAUGGAAUCAAAACUCCGGUAUCUGUGAAAGAAAUGUAGGCUGAAAAAGUGUCAUGAGGAGGGGGUUUGGUCCCGGGGAGGGGGUGUGGUCCUCAGCUGGAAGCGUGGUUGAGUUACUCAGGCGCUGGUAGCCAUAUUUGCAGACACGCGUGUCAUCACAGGUUUGAGGAGUGUUCUCACACAGCUGAGUAAGACAAACUUUGUGCAGUAUGGUUGCCGGUCGUCCCUGCCGACCUCUGGAGGAGUUUCUCCGUAACUGAACAUGUGAGCACUAAUAAAGCCAUGGGGAAGCACGCUGUCCUUCACGUCAUGAAAAGUCCUGAUUUAAUCGCAUUAUAAUACCAGCUAAUAUUUCCCACAGUAACUUUAAGAAAAUGUGGGGGGGAACUUUUUGCAAGAUUCUGUAUUUUACAGCGUACUUUAACAUUUUUUCUACGACAUUUCUGAGGUAACGAGUAGAAUGCUGUACUUUAAAACUUUUAGACCCUCUUAGAGUUUCAUAUUCUCUGGAGAUUCUGUUUGUUUGCAUAUCCUGUAUGUGUUAUUUGCUCUUUAAAAGUAUUUAUUUUAAGCCACCACAUCCGUACCUGUGAUGGCACAGAUGUUUUUUUAUAUGUUGACUGAUGAUUACUUGUCAUUUUCCCCUUGAAAUAAAAUAAUGUCCCCAGGAA
Electrophorus electricus (electric eel) is the source of this 3582-nucleotide messenger RNA. RefSeq names its product tnf receptor-associated factor 4a (gene traf4a). Gene Ontology annotation, molecular function: ubiquitin protein ligase binding; zinc ion binding; tumor necrosis factor receptor binding. Gene Ontology annotation, biological process: positive regulation of JNK cascade; regulation of canonical NF-kappaB signal transduction; activation of NF-kappaB-inducing kinase activity. NCBI's taxonomy places the organism in Eukaryota, Metazoa, Chordata, Actinopteri, Gymnotiformes, Gymnotidae. The record is from RefSeq and is a predicted model, not a curated record. Gene Ontology annotation, cellular component: plasma membrane signaling receptor complex.